AUGAAGAACGGCUCCGCACCAGGACCGGACGGUCUCCCAGCGGAGUUCUACCGCACGUUCUGGCACAUUCUCGGUAACUUCUUUACCGCUGUCGUGCGGGUCUGCUUUGAAGACCUCCUCCUAGCGCCAUCCUUUCGGCUGGGACGGAUCGUACUCAUCCCCAAGGAGGGUGGUGACCAUGCCGACCCCGGGGCAUGGCGCCCGAUAACGUUGUUAAACAGUGACUACAAGCUCCUCGCGGCGACCCUAGCCUCGCGUCUGCAAACUUUCCUACAGGAGCUGGUAAACCCCCGACAGACGUGCUCGGUGUCGGGCCGCAGCAUACAUACUUUGACGACUCUCACUUGCGACAUCCUGGAGUUCACACGCUCCCGACGGGCGAACGGGCUUCUCGUGUCGUUGGACCAAGACAAGGCGUUCGACCGCGUCGAGCACCAAUACCUGCUCGGUGUUCUCGACGGCAUAGAGCCCUUCCUGGUUGGAGUCGACAGGCACCCCAGCAUAAGCGGACUUGCUCUACCUGGGUCCGGUGAGCUUCCUGUCUCGGCGUAUGCGGACGACGUGACCCUCUACCUGCGCGACGAAGACAGCCUGGUGAAGGCCCUCCGACUCUUCGACGAGUACGCGUGCCUCUCCGGCGCACGGUUGAACCCUGAAAAAAGCAAAUCUUUCUGUAUCGGGGCUCCCCCCAGGUGCCCGCCAUCUCUGCCGCGAGCCCAGUCCGUUACCAUUCUUGGAAUCUCGUACGACGCCUCCGGCGUGGCUCCGGAGACCUGGGCCAACCUGCGUCAAGAGAUCAUAGAGAAGGCCGCUGAAGCUGGCCAUUACGACUUCCCCAUGGCUGUGCGGCGGUACCUUGUUCAGACGGUUUUCUGCGGAAGGUCUACCGCGGAUCUCUUCGACAAGCUCAGCGUCCACGUGUCACGAGAGGAGAUACUCGAGGCCCCGGCGUCUAGGCUUGCUGAACGCCUAGUGGUGGCAGACCAACCCCCGCCGCCGGGCACGGUGCAGCCGUACCCGUGGCUGGCACUGACGUCGUCCACGCUGCCGGACCACGUGCGCGACUUUGAAUGGUUAAAGGAUGAGCGCCACGUGACAAUGCUCCUGCGGCGGUUCUGGAGAAGGGGCCGCAACCCGGGCGCGGUGGCGGGCCACUGGCUGCUCCUCUGGCUGGGCGUGCUGCUGCCGCCGACCCUGGUCUGGGCAGAGCCCCAGGGGGACGCGUGCCCCUCCUGGAACCGGAGGCCCUGGUGCCCCUGCUACGAGUUCGACAGUGACGUCUUCCUCGAGUGUAACUCGGUGUCCCCCGAGCAGAUCGGAGUCACCCUGGCCGAGAUACACAGCCCCGUCAAGAUGCUCAGCGUCUACAACCUGCACUCGAACAUGACCACGCUCCCGGCUGGCUUCUUUCUCAACCGCACCAUAUCCCGCCUCUUCAUAUCCAACACGCAGAUCAGCAGCGUCGAGGAAGACGUGUUCCUCGGACUUGACGAGACCCUCGAGACGCUCUCGCUCACGCAGAGCAAACUCAGGGAGGUUCCCAAGGGCGCGCUAAAGAACCUCAGGGCCCUCCGCUCCCUCGAGCUCAGUUCCAACGAGAUAGGGGAACUGGACAGUUACGUCUUCUACGGUCUGCAGCUGACGAAUCUUCAGCUUUCCAAGAACAAGAUCGAACACAUCACUGAGUACGCGUUCGGAGGUCUGGAAAACAGCCUGGAGGAGCUUAAUCUUAUCGACAGUGGGCAGAGGUCGUUCCCACUGAACGCUCUCCGGAGACUACGGAGCCUGAAGGCACUCAGGCUGGCCGAAAACGAAAUCAAAGACAUACCUGACGACGGCUUCACGCGGUUCACGGCACUGCAGAGGUUGGAUAUGAGCUCCAACCGCAUCCGAGAGCUGAACGAACGAAGCUUCGUUACCAUGCCACGACUCACUUCGCUGUCGCUGCACAUGAACCAAUUGAGCGACCUCGAUGACUCCUGUUUUAUACACCUUCUUGAGCUGGAAGCCCUUGACCUCAGUCAGAACACAAUACACACGCUAGGUCGUCGGGCCUUGACACCGUUAAAGAAACUACGAACCAUAGAACUAAGUUCGAACCACUUGCACAGCGUUGAGAGCGGCACUUUUCAGAACAUGACUCACCUGCGAGAAGUACUCCUUUCCAACAACAACAUUCUUAGAAUCACAAACGACACUUUUCUCAACUCUUCUCAAAUUUCGGCUUUAUUCUUAGCCAACAACGCAAUAACACAGAUUGAAAUAGCCGCGUUCUACUCUCUCCCCCACUUGUUCCAGCUUCACUUGUCGUACAACCAGCUCCGCAGCAUUCAUUCCACGAUGUUCAAGAAUAACCGAGAGCUUCGUUCCCUCUCCUUGGACAGCAACUUGAUCGCGGACUUGCUGCCAGGAACUUUCCAGGAGCUUGUAGAACUCAGAGACCUUCGAUUGGAAAAUAACUUACUCAAAAAAAUACGCAAGGGCGUCUUCUACUCGUUGCCCAACCUGCAGGAGCUGCAUCUUCAGUUCAACCGUAUUGAGACAAUCGAGAACGAAGCGUUCCAAAGUCUGGCCAACUUGCAACAUCUCAAUCUUCACGGCAACAGGCUCACCGACGUUGGCGACAUCCUCAGUCGAUAUCCGUCCAGUUUAAGGUCCCUGAUUCUGACCCAGAACGAAAUCAGCAAUAUGCACGCCAACAGCAUGAGUGGGCUCAACAAAGUGGACAUUCUCUGGCUGGACUGGAAUAAGCUGAGCCGCCUAAGAAAAGAGAUGUUUCGCGACCUCAUUGAAGUCGACCGCCUUCACUUGAACCACAAUGAGAUCACAAUAAUCGAAGAGGGAACAUUCGAAAGAAUGAUCAAGUUGAGAACGCUCUAUAUGGAAUACAACACGUUAAGUCACGUCAGUACGGACAUGUUCCGCGGGGCGGAAAGUUUAGAAGAACUUUACCUGUCGCACAAUAACAUUAUGGACAUAGAACCGCAGACAUUUCAGUCCUUGAAGAAACUUAAAGUUUUGCAUAUGUCUCACAACCAAAUAUAUGUCAUACGAAAGUAUAUGUUCGAGGGUCAAAUUCCUCUUCACGAAUUAUUGCUUUCAAGUGUCAUGGCGGAGGAUGUUGAGGCUGGCUCUUUCCUGGAACUGUCAUCUCUUGUUACCCUGGACAUCAGCAACAACAAAUUGAUCAGCGCGAGAGUUGAUUUCUUGUUCCUUCCAAGUGUGAAACAUCUAGACCUGUCAGGAAAUAAUUUGACGGGCGUUCAUGAUAACAUCUUCUACGGUUUAUCAGCGCUCGAGACGCUACAGAUUGAAAACACAGGAAUCAGUCCGAUCACAGGAAAGCUUUUUGAGCCACUCUCCGAGCUGAAAGUUCUCAACCUCAGAGGAAAUGGGAUCCAAGAUUUGGACGGAAAACAGUUGCAUGGAUUAACAAACCUGACUGAGCUCAAGCUGGACAACAACAAUCUUAGUCUCUUGCCUUCUUCAGCCACGGAACUGAUGCCGAAUCUCGAACUCCUGUCUUUGUGUCAAAACAAGAUUAGUAGGAUAAGCAGUAAAGCCUUAAAGUCUAAUACAGCUCUCGCUAGAAUUAAUCUGAGCAACAACUCGAUAUCCGAAAUUGCGAACGAUGCGUUCUACAACUUGACAAGCCUCAAGGAACUGAUCCUGACAAACAACAUGCUUACGGUCCUUGACGCUUCAAUCACGGGGGCUUUAAAGUCUAUCCAGGAAUUGUCAUUCGAAGGAAACAACCUUAGCUUCAUCCCAAACGCCUUGCUCACUACAAACAUGGACCAACUGUUGACACUAAACUUGAAUCAUAACCCUCUCAUUAGAAUCCGUGAAGACUUCACCACUGAAGGAAGUUUCACUGCAUUGCGCCACCUCAACAUAGAGCACAGCAACAUCUCAAUCGUUGCUUCCAACGAUUUCGUCGGAUUCCCCUCACUGUCUGCGCUAUCCCUCAGCCACAACAGCAUCAUCAAAGUGUCACCGGGAGCGUUCAAGCCUCUUAAGAAAUUGCAGGUCUUGGACCUCGGCUACAACUCAAUAGACAUUCUGCCGUCUGAACGCUUUCAGGGAAUCGAUCGCCUUCAGAUCAUCAACCUUACCCACAACCUUAUCAUGGACCUGCCGCGAUUCGGAUCGGAUCUUCAGCACUUGGAACAGCUAGAUCUCUCCUAUAACAAGCUCACUCGGCUUCAUGAAAAAGUGUUCAGCAACGUGCAUAGACUCCGAAGUCUUUCCCUUCGCAGCAACGAGCUGGGCUGGGUGGCGGUGAGUGCCUUCGUCAACCUUACAGCUCUGGUCAGCUUAGAUCUUCGAGACAACAAACUUGCCUACCUUGCCAGCUCUGUGCUUCAGCCUAUUGAAGUGCGACUCGGCGAACUCUUACUCUUCGGCAACCCGUUUCACUGCGACUGCCGGCUGCUGGGCCUCUGGGAAUGGCUUCAGGACCAUCCUCGCCUAGCCACCCGCGACCCGUCCUGUUCGCUGCCGGACAAACUGGCCAAUCAGUCGGUUGGCUCCCUGCACCCGGUUGACUUCUGCCCGGCGCCGCUGAUGACGUCGACCGAAGUGCGACGCUUGGACCACGACCGGCUGUCCCUUGAAUGGGACGUCCAGAACGGCACCCUCAUCGGCGGCUUCCUGGUCACGUACCACGCCACCUCCGAGCCGGCUCCCGCGGCCGGCACCUCGCUGGAGCCCAGCGUGCGCCGUUACGACAUCGACGGGCUCCGGACCGAGACGUGGUACACGGUGUGCGUGACGGCCACGGGCAAGUACCUGCGCAGCCUUGGCCGGCCCACGCCGUACACGGCCGACGUGGAACGCCCUUACGAUAUGUCCACCAACAACCGGAAGUGUCUCCAGGUCCGGACUUUAGCCAAGACGGACAAGACGCGCGUGACCCUGUCCACGCUGGGCAUCAUCCUCGGCGGCAGUGUGAGCGCGGUCCUGGUGCUCAUCCUGGCCGUGCUUCUGACGGCGCUCAAGUUCAAGCGCCGGCGGCGCAGGCGCCCCGUCAAGGCCAACGACGUGCCCCAGGAGUACAUUUCGUACCGGCACUUCUCCAUCCAGAGCAACGACGGCGUCUACUCCUGA
Ixodes scapularis (black-legged tick) is the source of this 5109-nucleotide messenger RNA. RefSeq names its product protein artichoke. The record is from RefSeq and is a predicted model, not a curated record. NCBI's taxonomy places the organism in Eukaryota, Metazoa, Arthropoda, Arachnida, Ixodida, Ixodidae. Gene Ontology annotation, molecular function: protein binding. The coding region runs from base 1 to 5109 and encodes 1702 amino acids. The transcript has 5 exons.